AUGAAGGCCACCGCGAUCCGCAACAUCAAGUCACUUGUUCCCCUCCUCGACCGUGUGCUCGUGCAGCGCAUCAAGGCCGAGGCCAAGACCGCCAGCGGCAUCUACCUGCCUGAGUCCUCGGUUAAGGAGCUCAACGAGGCUCGCGUCCUGGCCGUCGGCCCUGGAGCCCUUGAUAAGGAUGGCAAGCGCGUGCCUAUGGGCGUACAGGCUGGCGACCGUGUGCUGAUCCCUCAGUACGGUGGCACCUCGAUCAAGGUUGGCGAGGAGGAGUACCACAUCUUCCGGGAUAGCGAGAUUCUGGCCAAGAUCAACGAGUAA
Molecule: messenger RNA, 318 nt
Organism: Thermochaetoides thermophila DSM 1495
Lineage: Eukaryota; Fungi; Ascomycota; Sordariomycetes; Sordariales; Chaetomiaceae
Product: putative mitochondrial 10 kDa heat shock protein
Exons: 4
Coding region: 1-318 (105 amino acids)
Cellular component (GO): mitochondrial matrix
Molecular function (GO): ATP binding; protein-folding chaperone binding; protein folding chaperone
Source: RefSeq, a predicted model, not a curated record